Messenger RNA from Brachypodium distachyon (stiff brome), 573 nucleotides. RefSeq lists its product as uncharacterized. Gene Ontology annotation, biological process: DNA integration. The record is from RefSeq and is a predicted model, not a curated record. NCBI's taxonomy places the organism in Eukaryota, Viridiplantae, Streptophyta, Magnoliopsida, Poales, Poaceae. The transcript is spliced from 2 exons. The coding region runs from base 1 to 573 and encodes 190 amino acids. Gene Ontology annotation, molecular function: nucleic acid binding.
AUGGCCCUACUCGACGCUCAGGCUAUUGUCAGCAAAUGCGAGGCAUGUCAGAUGUUCGCCACGAAGCUGCAUGCCCCAGCUUCUGAACUUAAGACAAUUCCCAUCGCUUGCCUUUUGCGCAAUGGGGACUCGACAUGCAUCAUCACAGACAAUCGAAGCAACUUCAAAGCAGCCGAUUUUCAGGACUUCUACGGGCAGAUGGGGAUCCGAAUCAACUACGCUGCAGUCGUGCACCCGCAGACAAAUGGCCAGGUCGAAAAGGCCAAUGGUCUGCUCACUGAAGGCAUACGGAAAAGGUUGAUGACACCCUUGCGGAGAGUAGCUGGCGUGUGGGUCGAAGAACUCCCCUCGGUACUCUGGAGCCUUCGCACUACACCAAAUUCUUCCACGCAGUUCACCCCUUUCUUUAUGGUGUACAGGGCAGAGGCAGUUCUGCCAUCCGAGGUGAGGUACAAUGCACCUCGGGUCGCAGCAUACGCCGGACCAGACUGCACAGAAGGUAUGGAAGAUGCACUCGACGCAGCAGAUGAGGCACGUGACAUCGCCCUCGCUCGGUCAACGGUCUACCAAUAG